Molecule: messenger RNA, 858 nt
Organism: Endocarpon pusillum Z07020
Lineage: Eukaryota; Fungi; Ascomycota; Eurotiomycetes; Verrucariales; Verrucariaceae
Exons: 2
Coding region: 1-858 (285 amino acids)
Molecular function (GO): S-adenosylmethionine-dependent methyltransferase activity
Source: RefSeq, a predicted model, not a curated record
AUGUCAUCGCAAGUUAAGGAAAGUGUCAUAGAGGCACGUGCCCGUCUACAAGGCCACUUCGCCGAGUUCUCGGGUGACAAGUACGGACAAGGAUGGGAGAAUCUCUGGGCAAAGGGAGAUUUCUUGCCGUGGGACAAGGGUGCUCCCAACCCUGCACUGAUCGAUACUUUGCAGGAGCAGCAAAACAUCAUUGGCAACGCGAUGGUUGAGGUAGAUGGAAAGCUACGGCGGAAGAGGGCAUUAGUGCCAGGUUGUGGCCGAGGUGUUGAUGUUCUGCUGCUAAAGAGUUUUGGUUACGACGCCAUUGGCUUGGAGUACAGCGAGACCGCUGUCAAAGCUUGUCGCAAAUACGAGGAAGAACAUGGAAGUGAAUAUCAGACUUAUGAUGAAAUGCUGGGGGAAGGAAGCGCACAAUUUGUUGUUGGUGACUUCUUCCAGGACGAUUGGCUUGCAGGAAUAGGAGGCUCGGAGAAAAGGUUUGAUCUUAUCUACGACUAUACUUUCUUCUGCGCUCUGAACCCUAGUUUCCGACCAAAUUGGGCGAAACGUAUGAGUCAAUUGCUCGGGCCGGCACCACAUAGCAAUCUCUUCUGCCUAGAGUUCCCAACAUACAAGCCACUAUCGACCGGCGGUCCUCCUUUCGGCUCCUCACCUGAAGCAUAUAUGGCGCAUCUUAGCCACCCCGGCCAGCAGAUACCGUAUGAUGAGCACGGGCACGUACAGACUGGUGGCCCUGACGAAGCCACUGAGGACGCUCUGGUACGUGUAGCACACUGGCACCCGGAAAGGACGCAUGUGGUCGGCAAGGACGAGAAUGGUAUUGUGCGAGAUUUUGUAGCAAUCUGGCGUCAUAGAUGA